Messenger RNA from Symbiodinium natans, 591 nucleotides. The record is from the annotation of a GenBank genome assembly. Lineage: Eukaryota; Dinophyceae; Suessiales; Symbiodiniaceae.
AUGGAUGUCUUGGUGCGGACCCUGGCUGGCCGGGAGUGCCGCAUUCGGCUCCCAGACACGGCCACCGUCCUCGACGCGAAGCUGGCGCUUCAGACCGCCCUGGAGGUACCCCGCAAGGAACAGCGCCUUCUGGCGGGGACCUCGGUGCUGCAGGAGGAGGAGCUCCUUCUGAGGACGGCACAGAAGGCUGAGGCCGUUGACGACACCGGCACCGUUCAGCUCUCCUUGAUCCGUUUGGACCCUCAGCGCCCUGGCCUCCUGGAGGGCCUGGCAGGUGGCUGGCUUUCACUGCAAGACCUCUCCGAGGAGCUGCGGGGCGACCGCGAGAUCGUCUUGGCGGCCGUGGAGAGCUGCGGAUGGGCGCUGGAGUUUGCAUCCAGCCUGCUCCGCACGGAUCCUUCCGUGGUACUGCGGGCGGUGCGCAGCGACGCCCUGGCUCUGGAGUUUGCCAGCGAGGCUCUCCGACGAGACAGCGGCAUUGUCUUGGAGGCUGUGAGUCGCAAUGGCUGGGCGCUUUGCUUUGCCUCGGAAGAACUCCGUCGCAGCCGCGAGAUCGUCAUGGCUGCCGUCGCCAGCAUCUGGGGCAUGUGA